Messenger RNA from Adineta steineri, 264 nucleotides. Lineage: Eukaryota; Metazoa; Rotifera; Eurotatoria; Adinetida; Adinetidae. The record is from the annotation of a GenBank genome assembly.
AUGCCUCUAUUAAAAAAUGCCCAACGUCGUUUAGAUGCUCAACGUGAAAUAAUCAAUCAUUUUGCCAAAGUAUUACCAUCUUUCAAUGAUCUAUUCGAUGAACGUUCAUGGUAUAUAUUUUUUGUAUGUUUAACUUUAUUUUCAUUUCUUAUGGCAUUCAUCCUCAGCCGAUUCAUUACAAUCGAUGAUGUUGAUUAUGAUUACAAAAAUCGAAAUCGUCGAUCGAAUCCAUUUUCUAAUAUACGACGGACUCGAUUAUUUUAA